GCCUUUCCCUCCCCUCCCCCGUAAUUAUUCAUUGACGUCGUCUUUAUAUUAAGGCAGGUGUGGAGUUUAUGCAUGAUUUGCAUGAUUUGAAGGCGCUGUGUUUUUCUCAUCAAUAGGGAACCAAAACUACCAAGACUUCGACUUCGAGUAAAUAGUAGCUAAAUUAUCAAUCGCUGAAAAUGGGUGUUGAAGGCGCAGCUCGGUGUAUCAAGUUCCUUGUCUUCAUCUUCAACUUUCUCUUCUUCGUGUGUGGUAUUGGUUUGAUGGGCGUUGGAAUCUUUGUCCAGCUCAAGAUAGGAGACUUUGCAGAGCUCUCCACUGUCAAGUAUGUCACUGGUUCCAUUCUGAUCAUUAUUGUUGGAGCUUUUAUUGCCUUGGUCGCUUUCUUUGGUUGCUGUGGAGCUGUUAAGGAAAACACCUGUUUCCUGGGAAUUUUCUUUGGCAUUCUUCUACUCAUUCUCUGUGCAGAAAUUGCUGGAACAGUCCUCGGGUAUAUUUACCGUGGUAAGGUUGAAAAAAAUCUGCGAACUGAUCUCAAUAAUUCUAUUGCGCUGUAUGGUGAGAAAGGACAGGACGGCAUCACAAAGGCCUUCGAUUCCCUCCAGCAAAAGGAAAAGUGUUGUGGUGUCAACAACUAUACAGACUGGCAAAGGAGUCCAUUUUCCAAUGGCAGCCAUGAUAAGGUGCCUGACAGUUGUUGUCAUGAUAAAAAACCUGGUUGUGGAGAAAAAUGGAAAACAAAUCCCCCAGAAUCAGAGAUUUAUAAAGAGGGAUGCUAUGGCAAGGUCGAGACCCUGGUAAAGGACAAUUUGAUGUUGAUUUUUGGAUUGGGGAUUGGAGUGGCUGUUAUACAGAUCAUUGCCAUGAUUUUUGCUAUAAUAUUGAUUUGCAAGAUUCGAGAGCAAGGAAGCUUUGCUUGAUUCAACCUUUCACACCUUUAGUAUCUCGUAUUACAUACUGUUCUUCACACUCAGCUCAAAUGAUUGUCCUGUCCUAUCUAUAUGGAUACUACAGUACAUGUACCAGUGUGUCGUUAAGCCUGAGUAAACGAGAAAACAUGUUUUGUUAUUUGUUCCCAAAGGUGGCUAAACUGUAAGGAAACAUUCGCAAACAAGCGAACAUUGUUCCCAUUAAGCAUGGAGUAAAAUCAAUCUGUUGUUUCCAUUCAGAUACUACAUGUAUAUCCUCUGUUCUUAGUUUUGUAUGCAGCAUUCAUAUAGAUAGGACUGUACCAAUGCUUGGGCUGCCUGUGCUUUUUACUUCACCAUUUGCCAGACUGCUUUUGAAAGGCUUUUAUUGAGUUCAAUAAACUGGAUGCAUCAUGGUCUAGCUUUGGUACGAACAACACCAUAUAAGGCAUCAAUGAUGAAAAAAGAUGUUUGUACCCAAGCUAGCCCACAAUGCACCAUUUUUGCUAUUCCAGAAAAGGUCAAUCCAAGAUGUAUUCACACGUUAUAAUAUAUGAUUGUAUAUCAAUUUCACUUCAUGUGUAUUAUGUCGUUUAUAGAAUUUGAGUUUCCAUCUUAUGUGUUAAUGUCAUAUAAUAARCACCAGCUAAAAACUACUCAGAAUGAUGUUAAAUACCAUUAACAACACAGUAGCAAUAUAUGUUCAAAUUUAUUUGGAAACAUUUCCAUAUUUUUUCCAUGUCAUUUAUAGAAUUUGAGUUGCCAUCUUAUAAGUUAAUGUCAUAACAUAAUCACCAGCUAAAAACUACUCAGAAUGAUGUUAAAUACCAUUAACAACACAGUAGCAAUAUAUGUUCAAAUUUAUUUGGAAACAUUUCCAUAUUUUUUCGUCCCAUUCACUGUCAAUGCUAUCAUACACAGCACAAAUACAUUGGUUGGGCUGCCUAUGGCAGGACUUGAUUUUUUUCAGCAUUAUAUAAGCUGAUGUUGUAAUUCUAGACUGAGUAUUCCUACUCCACUCUGUAUGUGGUUUGCUUUCAUUUUUUGGAAUGAGAUUCAUUUAGCUGAUUGAUAUUAAACCAGCAGUAGAAA
Molecule: messenger RNA, 2000 nt
Organism: Actinia tenebrosa (Australian red waratah sea anemone)
Lineage: Eukaryota; Metazoa; Cnidaria; Anthozoa; Actiniaria; Actiniidae
Product: CD63 antigen
Cellular component (GO): plasma membrane
Source: RefSeq, a predicted model, not a curated record